UCGAGAGAUAAAUUGUACUUGUUAUUGUCACCGCCAAAUCUAUCUGUCGGGCCACGCGCGUCUCGUAGAAUACACGCGCGCGGCCGUCAUCACGUGAGGCGGUGCCAAUCACACGGUCACAAAACACUAGAGCGUCGCCUCGGCGUCGGCGACGGCCUCCGCUUGCGCUUCAAGCGCCUCGGCGGCGCCCGCGUCCGGCACCCGGGGCACGAAGCCCUUGCUCCGCAUGAGCUCGUGGAUCUCGCCCGUCGACAGGGGCGCGAGGUCGAUGCGUUCCAGCUCCUCGCCUGCAUCGUCCUCGAUGAUGAGGUGUGGCUUUUUCCCGGGCUUGAAGUCGAUGACGAGGCCCUCGUAGCUGUCGGCGUGGCCCGGCUCCUUGACGAAGCGCUUCACCUCCUUCAAUUUGUUGAGCUUUCAGCCACUACACGUCUCGAUGCGGCCCUUCGCGGCGAGCGCCGACGCCGCGACGAGCAGCAGCCUGCGAGCGGUCGCGGUUUCUCGGCGGCAGCGAUGCGCGCGAACGACUCGAUUGAUUUUGUGUUGGCUUCAGGCGCUCGCGCGUAUCGCGCGGGGUCUCGUCAAGCAGUAAGUCGGUAAUCUCAUGUAGAUUUUGCGCAUCCCUAGCCUCUUGUAAUCGAUGUUUUGCGACGCGGUAGCUGCAGCACCUGGCAAGCAGCACCAUUUUUUGUGAGCAGCAGCGGCUGAGAUGCUGCGUUCCCAGGACGGGAGUAGACAGCACGCUUCAGUGAGCAAGCCACGUAGCCGCGGAGUACACUGUAUUGAGAGCUUUGCUCGG
This is a messenger RNA of Pelagomonas calceolata, 796 nucleotides long. NCBI's taxonomy places the organism in Eukaryota, Pelagophyceae, Pelagomonadales, Pelagomonadaceae. The record is from the annotation of a GenBank genome assembly.